This is a messenger RNA of Chinchilla lanigera (long-tailed chinchilla), 2613 nucleotides long. It is a transcript of the gene Sntb1, whose product is annotated as syntrophin, beta 1 (dystrophin-associated protein A1, 59kDa, basic component 1). NCBI's taxonomy places the organism in Eukaryota, Metazoa, Chordata, Mammalia, Rodentia, Chinchillidae. Gene Ontology annotation, molecular function: structural molecule activity; protein binding. The record is from RefSeq and is a predicted model, not a curated record. Gene Ontology annotation, cellular component: synapse; dystrophin-associated glycoprotein complex; intracellular anatomical structure.
CCGAGUCCCCGGCCGGGGUCCGCACCGCCGCCACCGACGCGCCCGAGCGCGUGCCCGAGGCCGUGUGCAGCCAGAAGCGCGGCGUGAAGGUGCUGAAGCAGGAGCUGGGCGGGCUGGGCAUCAGCAUCAAGGGGGGCAAGGAGAACAAGAUGCCCAUCCUCAUCAGCAAGAUCUUCAAGGGGCUGGCGGCCGACCAGACCCAGGCGCUGUACGUGGGCGACGCCAUCCUGUCGGUGAACGGCGCCGACCUGCGGGACGCCACGCACGACGAGGCGGUGCAGGCGCUGAAGCGCGCGGGCAAGGAGGUGCUGCUGGAAGUGAAGUACAUGCGAGAAGCCACGCCCUACGUGAAGAAAGGAUCCCCGGUGUCGGAGAUCGGGUGGGAGACACCUCCCCCGGAGUCCCCUCGGCUCGGGGGUGGCUCCUCGGACCCUCCGGCCUCGCAGUCCUUCUCCUUCCACAGAGACCAGAAGAGCAUCCCGCUGAAAAUGUGCUACGUCACUCGGAGUUUGGCCCUGGCCGACCCCGAGAACAGGCAGUUCGAAAUCCACUCGCCCGACACUAAGCACACGGUGAUCCUCAGGAGCAAGGACUCAGCCACCGCCCAGGCCUGGUUCAGCGCCAUCCAUGCCAACGUGAGCGAGCUGCUGCCCCGGGUGAUCAGCGAGGUUCGAGAGCAGCUGGGGAAAGCAGGCCUCGCGGGAGGGCGCGAGAUCCGGCACCUCGGCUGGCUCGCUGAAAAGGUGCCCGGGGACAGCGGGAAGCAGUGGAAGCCGGCGCUGGUUGUCCUGACGGAGAAAGACCUGUUACUCUACGACAGCAUGCCGCGGCGGAAGGAGGCCUGGCUCAGCCCCGCGCACUCCUACCCGCUCCUUGCCACCAGGCUAGUCCAUUCAGGUCCGGGGAAGGGCUCACCCCAAGCUGGUAUGGAUCUGUCCUUUGCAACACGAACUGGUACCAAGCAAGGAAUUGAAACACAUCUUUUCCGGGCAGAAGUCAGCAGGGAUCUCUCCCAGUGGACAAGGAGCAUAGUACAGGGAUGCCACAAUGCGGCUGAGCUCAUUGCUGAAGUCACCACUGCUUGCACUUACAAAAACCAGGAGUGUCACCUGACCGUGCAUUAUGAGAAUGGAUUUACUAUUACCACUGAACCACAGGAGGGUGCUUUUCCCAAGACAAUCAUACAGUCCCCUUAUGAGAAGCUCAAAAUGUCUUCAGAUGAUGGGAUCCGGAUGCUGUAUUUAGAUUUUGGAGGAAAAGAAGGAGAGAUUCAACUGGACCUUCAUUCCUGCCCCAAGCCAAUUGUUUUCAUCAUUCAUUCCUUCCUGUCGGCUAAGAUUACAAGACUUGGCUUGGUGGCUUGAACAGAGGGGCAACUCACCUUAGAACGGAAGCCUGUGAUGCCACCGAAGACUGACAUCGGAUACCACCUGUCGGGAGCCGUGCACCACAUGUAGCAUGUGAGGGCGAGCUUCAGGUCGCAGGAGUCAGGUGUGAUGCCCCCGGCUCCUCCAUCUGCAACCACGAGGGGUACAAGGGGCAUCCUAAAAAACACCAUGCGAUACAUCAGAGUAACACUUCUUAGAACAGAAAAGGUUGAAAAGGUGAAGGUGAUUGGGUGUACAUAACAUAGCUUCUAAAUAACGACAAUCAAGGACAAGGCCGUUGGAACAGCAGGUGCAGAUCUUAAUCAUACCAGUUUCUAGGCAACCGCUUUGCCCAGGUAAGCAAGGGCUGAAUAGAUGGGAAAUGGAUAUUUUCACCUAUUUCCCCCACCCAAGUAACAAGGAUCAACUGUCUUACUGCAGUUUAUUUCCUGAUUCUAGUUGACUUGACUUUCUCUGAUAGGGAAAGAAAAAUUUUGCAAACAAAAGCCCACUUUUCAUGUAAGUAGGAAUCAGCUGUUACUUUUUUUUUUUUUCUCAGUGAAUUAUCUUUCGGCAGUGGAGAAUGACUCCAAAGUGUUCUUGUUAGCAUAUGCUGAGCGGGAAUUAAAUAAAGCAUCAGAUACUGAUCUGAGCUAUAAGCUGGCACAAUCGGAGCCAGAGUACAUUGCUUAAAUUGCAAAGCUUUGCUAAAGAGUUGUGUGCACAAAAGAUGAUUAAUUCUGGGGCAACAGUUACAAAAUAUGCUGACUUAUACCCAAGACUGAUAGCUUUACUUAUAGAAAGCAAAUUCUGCUUUUUCAAAGAUUGUCAUCAUACAUAUAUAUGUACACACAUACACACACAUACACACACACACACACACACACACAACAAACACGGUUGAGGGUUUUGAAUUAUCCCCAUAUCAAGGUGUUUUGAGAAGUAUGAGCAGCUGAUGACCCUUUGUUUGUCCCUGUGCUUGUAUGCAUGAGUUUCCAAGCAAGCCACGGAGCAGUCUCAUUUAAUUCUGGAAGAUGCUGGGUUUUACAUGUAAGCCCUUCACUAUACCCACAUUUACUGAUAGUGUCUGCCGUUCUUUGCAAAUCCCAGGGAAAUACUAUGAUGACCUGAUAUUUUUCUAGAAAAAUAUUUUGAGACAAUGGAGAGCACAUCACCUCUCACAAUUCAUUCAGUAAAAAUACCACCCACUGUUUGAUAUUAAAGUUGCUUUUUUUAAAACCUUGAA